Molecule: messenger RNA, 393 nt
Organism: Psylliodes chrysocephalus
Lineage: Eukaryota; Metazoa; Arthropoda; Insecta; Coleoptera; Chrysomelidae
Source: the annotation of a GenBank genome assembly
AUGGAAUCGGACAAAAAAGAACAAGAACAAAAUUUGCAAGAAAUAUCAAUAAAUAAUGAGGUGAUCGAUGUGACGACGGUGGUUACUUUUGAAGAAGCCAACGUUCUGUUGAAUGAUAUAACGACCAAAUAUAACGAGAAAUGUAAUGACAGAAAAACCCUCAAACAAGCUCUGUUGCAAAAGAUAGCAGGUGAUAUGAAAAAUAAAGGUUUUGAUAUUCAAGAGGGACGUGAAGGUGCUGAAAAAAGUCAAAAAUUCGCCAACAAGCAACGAAGUUAUUUGAAUUAUAUGAAGAAUAUAAAAACAACUGGCACAGAGAUAAAAGACCCUCCACCGUAUUUUGAUGAAAUGCAUGCAAUUUUGGGCAAUAAAGAUAAGGUAAACCCUCCAUAA